Molecule: messenger RNA, 6567 nt
Organism: Bacillus rossius redtenbacheri
Lineage: Eukaryota; Metazoa; Arthropoda; Insecta; Phasmatodea; Bacillidae
Exons: 2
Coding region: 394-4761 (1455 amino acids)
Source: RefSeq, a predicted model, not a curated record
CUUUUGAAUAAUUUAUUUAUGAAUUUUGGGGCACUCGUUUUUUGGAGCAGCGUGCAAAAUAAUAACUUAAAAAAGAUAAACAAGAUUGGAGUGUUGAAGGCUGUUCCCAGACGGGUGUCUAACUUGUGGUGGUGUGACACCGGGAGUGUCAACCGCGACAGAUUUUUAACGCCAGUUACGGUUAGCCUAGCUGACCCCAGUUCGGGAUAAUUCGUGACCAGAGUGCACAUCUCCCAUCUAAAGAAAACACAGGCUAACUUAAUAUAAAUGUGUUUACUUUCCUUCCCCUAACAUAGGGGACUCUCUUAAAUUAGGCAUGCCAAAAACCUCGAGGUCUUAAAAAUCCAUGAUAAAACAAAUUGGCUUUUUGAUCGGCUCAUAUUGACGUUAAAAAUGGACACAAUUAAUUCACUGUGUAUUUUUUGUGGCAAGGAGCUUGAAGGAGGAACUGUAAUUGUGACGAAAGGUAUACAGACGAUUAUUGAUGCAAGUUUAUCCCGGAAAGACAAUCUGCAUGAAAAGUUGGAAGGGAAAACUAAUGUUAGGGUUCACAGUGUAUGCAGGCAAAACUACACAAGACCAACAAGUAUCAAAGCUGCUAUUGCAUUGACACAAUCCAGUGACGUACAGCUGCCGACAUCUUCAUGCUAUUUGAGAAGUUCAGAAGAAAAGUUUGAUUUCAAAAGUAACUGCUUUAUUUGUGGCAAGACGGCCAUUGUUGAUUUGAAAGUUCCUUUGGAGCGUAGGGUAGGAAUUCACCAAAUAACAACAUUAGAAAUAAAAGAAAACUUUUUAAGGAAAUGUGAUGAACGAAAUGAUGAGUGGAGUGAGAGAGUCAGAGCCAGACUGCUAAGUGUAAACGACCUUGUUUCACCAGAAGCACGCUAUCACAGAAACUGUCACACAAAUUUUUCUAAAAUUAUAUCACCUAAGGGACCUGUUGGAAGACCGAAAUGUAAAUUUGGAGAUUCAUUUGCAAUGCUGUGUGAGCAUAUCGAGAACAGUGAUGAAUGUCAAUACACAAUAAGCGAGAUAAAAGACAUUCUGAAAAAAAUUUCUGGCCAAGAAGAAACGUACUCAGAUAAACAUAUAACAAAUCUUCUACGGCAACAUUUUAAGGAAAGGUUAGUUGUGUCAUGUACACCAGGACGAAAAAAUGUUUUUUGUUUGUCUGAGACAGUUAACAAAAUUAUGGAUGAGUGGUACCGCGAUAGGGAAAGUGACCCAGCAACAGAGCGACUGAGGAUAGUAUUAGCUGCUGCAGAUAUAAUUAAAGAAGAUAUACAGAAGAUGAUGUAUGACUCACAAACAUACCCAAAUGUUAAUGAAAUUCGAUCAGGUGGAGAAAACUUGGUUCCAGAUAGUUUGAAAGUUUUCAUGCAAAGAGUAACGAAAAAGAAAAACACUGUGGAUUCAAAAGCAGUGAGUCGAAAGUGUGCUGUAAUUAAUCAUGCAGUAAUAUCAACUGUACGACCAAGAUCAUUCUUAUCUCCAAUACAAACUAGCCUAGCAUUAACACUUCAUAGACUGUACGGAUCUAAACAUCUAAUUGACUUAUUGUCAUCUAUGGGUGUAUGUGUGUCGUAUCAUGAAGCAUCUAUUUACAUGAAUUCUCUUAUAAAUGCUGGUUCCCCUCAAGUAAAUGAAGAAGCAUUCAUACAGUAUGUGUUUGACAAUGCUGAUAUAAAUAUCCGUACACUUGAUGGCCUAAACACAUUUCAUGCAAUGGGAGGAAUUCAGUGUAUUACACCUAGUGCAAGUGUUGAAACACAUAUCCAGGUUGAAAGAAUAACAUCUGGAAAAUUCAACAAAGAAUGUAUCCGUUUAUGUUCCUACCCGAAAAGAAACAGUCGGUGUGGUUUCAAAGCUAUCAUACUUAAGGAUUUCAACGAACUUAAAUCAGCUAGAAGUCUUAUAAAUGAGCCAUCAAACAUUUUGUUUCCUCUAAAUUGGAUGUGGCUUGCUGGAACAAAGGUUCAGCAAGGAUGGAAUGGUUUUAUGAACACAAUAACAAGUCACAUGGACGAUUGUAAAUCCUCAUAUAUAAUGGGUGUACCAUUCAUAAAUUUAAAUCCCAGUAAUCCAUCUACGAUUUUCACAGCACUGUGUUUUGCAGCAGAACAGUGCAAGAAACGCAACCAGACAUGCAUAGUUACAUUUGAUCAGCCGCUUUUUUUGAAAGCUUUUGAAAUAGUGUCUUCUGCAGAAGGAUCAAGUGACAUAUCGAAGAUUGUUUUGAGGUUGGGUGGUUUUCAUUUGUUAAUGUCGUUUAUGGGCUCAAUAGGUCGAAUAAUGGAAGGAAGUGGGUUAGAAAGUUUGUGGGCUGCUGUAUAUGGUCAAACAACAGUUAAUCACAUGUUGAAUGGAUGUGCAUAUUCAAGAUGCAUCAGAGCUUACACUCUUACGGCCUCUGCGAUCAUAAAUGUAAUGAGGAACAGCUUCGACGAUUUUCAAAAUGCCAUUAUUCAUUUGGAGAACAUUUCCAAACAGUUACUUCUUCAGGAAACAGAGCCCGAAGAAAUGUUGAGAAAACCUGACGUCACAUGUACUUUACAAAAAUUAAACGAUUCCUUGAAAAACAUACAGUCAACCAGCAGAACUGCCAAGCUGUGGGUGAAUCUCUUGAACUGCAUUGACCUCAUUCUACAGUUCAUUUUUGCAGAGAGGUCUGGAAAUUGGGAUUUACACUUAAAUACAACAAUCGAAAUGCUUCCAUAUUUCCAUGCUGCUGGACACUUGCCGUAUGCGAAGUCUGCUCAUCUCUAUGUGCAGGAAAUGAUAAAACUUCAUACGAAGCUAUCUGAGAAGGAACUCGAUUUGUUCGUAAAUAAUGGAAUGUUCACAAUACGGCGAAGUGGCAAGUUUUGGUCUGGAACAUGGUCCGACAUGUGUAUUGAACAGUGCCUCAUGCGUCCCAUGAAAGCUGUUGGAGGCUUGACUCAUGGUAGAGGUAUAACAGACAGCACUCUGUCAAAAUGGAUUCUUGGAACACCUUUCUAUCUUAAAGUACACGAAGCUGUUGAGGAAUUUUUGGGGACUUCCAUAUCAUACAGUGAACAACAUGUUGAGCUCCGGGAGUCAAGAAAAACGAGAGACCUGGCAGAUGUCGAAAAGUUUACUUCAUGGCUUCAAGAACAUAACCCAUUCUCAAAAUUUUCUGGAGAACUGGUAUCGUUAUCAUCUGGAUUGGUAUCAGACGACUCUGUAGACUGUGACCAAGCUUACGAAAAAGGUGUUGCAGCGAUGGAAAAUAUGAAAGGGAAAAACUUUCAGGAGCUCAAGCUUCAUAGGAAAAACAUGGUAAAAACGCAGGCGAUGCAAAAAUCGGUUAAUGUUCGGUCAAAGCAGGUAAUUGUGAAUUCACAACAGCUAUUUAACCGCAUCUUAUGUGUUUGUGACAGCCCAACAAAAUUAAAAUCAUAUCUUGAGUAUGAAUUGGCGCCUCGUCCACCAUCCCUUUUUGAUGCAGUUUCUCUACGAAAGGGGGCCAAGUCAAAACUGAUGAAACAUUUUGAGGAGGGUAUUGUAAAUGAUUUAAAUCUAAGUGAUGCAGCAAUUGUCUUGGAUGGAGGUUUUCUUCUUCACUGCAUUCUUUGGCCAAAAAACUGUACAUAUGGAGACAUAAUGCAAAGUUACUGUACAUAUGUCCUGACAAAAUACGGAGAAAAUACAACAGUUGUUUUUGAUGGAUACCCGGAAGAUUCCACAACGAAACAAGAAGAACAAAACCGGAGAUACGCGAAAAAAUCUUCAUGUGAUAUAACUUUUGAUGACAACACAAAGUGUGUUACAGGAAAAGAAGAAUUUUUGAGUAAUAAAAAGAACAAGACAAGAAUGAUAACUUCACUUGCAUCUGAACUAAAAAACAAAGGACUUGAAACAUUUAUAAGCGAAGGAGAUGCUGAUAUAGAUAUAGUAAAUUUAGCUAUAAAAAAACUAAGCACGUUUGCUGAAGUAGUUGUAUGUGGCUCUGAUACAGACCUGGCAGUACUUUUAACUGCUCUUGCCCCAGAAAAGCGAAAAAUGUAUUUCUGCAAACAUAAGGGAGGUGAAAACCCUGUGACAGUUUUUUAUGACAUAGCAACUUUGACAGAAAAGUUCAAACACACCAGGAAACUUCUUUUGUUUACUCAUGCAUUGACUGGUUGUGAUACAACCUCAUGUUUCUUUGGUGUAGGCAAAAAUAAAGCUACUGAAAUGUUGAAGUCACCGGAAGCUGAGAAACUGGCUAGAACUUUCAUAGCACAUUUUUCUACUAAAACCGAAAUACUGGUAGAUGGGGAAAAAUUUGUUCUUGGACUGUAUGGGUUGAGUAAAUACUCGCACUUGAAUGAAACCAGAUACUACAGGUUUUCGACGUUAACCAAAAAGUCGGCCUUGAGAUCAAAUUUUGACUUGGCGAAACUUCCUCCAACGUCAGAAGCCUGUCGUGAACAUCUCCUUAGGGUAUACUUACAAGUUCAAACAUGGUUAGGGAACAGACUUUCGCCCACUGAAUGGGGAUGGGAAAUUGAAGUGGCCAAAAAGAAUGGAUGUCUCAAAAAAACCUUGAAACCAACCAUCAGCUCAAAACCUUUCGCACCCAACGAUCUGUUAUUUCUAGUGUCCUGCUCGUGUAAACUGGGAUGUGGAAAUUACUGUCGGUGCCGCAAAUCAAAUUUGCAGUGUACUGCAAUGUGUGAGAAUUGCAGUGGUCUGUCGUGCUACAACUCGCCUGGAUUUACAAACGAAAACACAGAUGAUUCACCUUAUAAUUUAUAAUUUUUUUUUGUAAAAAUAAUUGCUGUAAUAUUUCUCAGACUCGUAAAUUUAAUCAAGAAUGCAAAUUUAAAUGUCAGAAAAGAAAAAUCUGCUGUAUUUGUGGUGGGUGGGAGGUCCGUGAUGCUGUUUGUUAACAUGGUAGAUACACUAUGUCUGUACCUGAAAAGUGUUCAAACAGCUGCCGGUUGUGGCCAGUCCGGAACACGGCGGGUCCAUAGGUGGUGGAUAAUGGAACUACCCUUACUUUCAAAAGGGUAAGGGAAAAAUUCCCCCCGAACCAAAACUGGCGCAAAUAAAAUUUAAUCAAUUCGUUUGAGUGGGUUUGUGUAUAUACCUGUAUGUCUGUAUAUAUAUUGUAUAUAUGCAGGGAGGGGAAAGGGACAAGACUUUUUAGUGCAGAUUACUUUCGUAACUUUAUGUUUUGUGUUAACAUGUUUCGAUGUUAAAAGUUUGUAAUGUGCAAGUUUUAAAAACUACAAAAGAUUCGUGCAAAAAGAUGUGGAAAUAAGUUUUUACUUAUAGACACAAUCAUCUAUUUCCGGUUGCCUGGACGGUGAGUUACUAGUUAAAAGGCUAUAUUUAAGGUAUCGCUUUAAAGCACUUAGAUUGAUCUACAACUUUUACUUGGCCAAUAUUAGUGAAUUUUUGUUUACGUAAAAACUACAGGAUAAAAACCAUUCAUGUGGCAAGCUAAAAUCGACUAUUUGACACCUAUUUAUUAGAAUUACGGCAAAACCAGUAGCUUUAGCGUAAUUAUUGCUGGAAUAAGUUUUGUGCAGUACACUAUAAGGAACAAAACAAAAAAAAACAUUCAUCCAUUUAUGACUCUAACGUACGAAGAUAUCGGCGUAUAACCAAUACACGGCAAAUCCGAACUUUGAGGGGGUGUAGAGGGGGAAGCACAGGGGGGAGGGGCGGGGACUUUUGGGAAAAACACUUCUAGUUGUGUACUAACAACUGUCCAAAAUUCAGCUUUUACCUAAUUUUUUCCGGCAUAAAACCUUUAUUGACUGGGCUAUAUAUAGGGUGGUUCAUUCCUGGUGGGAAGGAGUAAAAAUAAAUGACAAUGAUGUACUGCCAUCACCCGACCUAUGUGAAAGGUCCGGGGGGUACCUGACGGGCGCUACGGGCGUCGCGAUGCUCUGGUUGUCCGGAGGGGCGCCAGGCUAGCGGGCUGCUAGGCCGUUGGUGUGGGGUCGUGGGUACUCUGCCCCCGCGUGCCCCGCCAGGUACACGGCUUGAAUGUAACCUGAAUGGUUCUACGCUUGACUGUGAAGGCCGCUCGGACGUGUGGAGGACGGGGAAUUACGGAAAAUUAGUGUACACGAGUUGGCGAGAAUACGUUUAAUUUGUGAGUUUCACCGGGGGUCCAUGUGGGUACACGGUACACUCUACAAGUCCGCUCCGCGGUUCAUUCUCGCUACAAAAAUUCUCACCAACACUAACACAGAAAAACAUACCACUACGCGACACUGAUGGUUACCGCGGCAGUCUCGACGGACGUGGGUCGAUGCUCGCUGGAGACGGCCAGCGCCGAACAUUAACGGGUGCAGGGGGGGCUCUAUGAGCGGGCUCCUUAAUUAGGCGAAACACUUACGUGAGUGAUACGAUCUGCCGCACGGUAUCACCAUGAAGACGGUCGGGAUAGGCCCGGUUCCGUAAAAUACGCGCCGAGUCGACGUGGGCAGCUAUGAAUUAAUGAGGUUUAAAUUUAAAGAUUUAGUGUAGAAUAAAAAUUAAUAAAAUGAAAGAAACUUGGAUGCUGCCCACGGACACACGUCUGUUUCCGGCGCGGAGUGGUUCGAG